AUGAAGGCAAUCCACCGCGUGCUCAAGGACGAUGGAAUGGUCUUUUCAAUCACCUCGAGACCAACGCUCUUCAUCCGGCCGUUUUUGAAUUCAACUGAACGGCUCUGGCAUGUGAAAAUGCAAAUUCUCGACAGCGACAAGGGAACCCUCGGCUACUAUGGGUACGUCUUACACGAGAAGCUCGGUGUGGUCGAAACCGACGAUGACUCGAACCAUACCUCAUCCAGCCGUGCUGGAUCCCAAGAGGCGAAGUCUUUCAUUCGUACCGCCUCGUCAAAGGACGUGGCUCCAGCCCAAGAACUUGAUGAUUCGUCAGACGAAACCCCCAUGACGGUGUUUCCGGCUGAUUUUCACUGUCUGUUGCUCGACUGUCUUGAGGCGGCCAGGCUCGUCUCAACCAUCGGAACGCAGGCAGGUUCAGCUCACGUCCGUUCGAGGCCUGUGAUAGAUGAGAGGCCAGAAAAGGUCACCCGAAGCAUCGCCUUUCACACAAGCAGUCUGUGGAAGAACCUUGAUGGCCACGUACCCGCCAUGGAUGAAAUGUUAAUGGGUACAUAUGUAUCCCCCAGUCCAGACCUGGUCUGGGACGUGACGCUUCUUGACCUACCUCUCAUGCAAGAGACGGAAUACCCUCUCAUUGUUUUCCAACGUGACAUAAGACACAAAACCUAUUGGGAAAAGCCUCUUGUUGCCCAUCAAUAUUCGGAAGAACAGAAAGAAAUAGGCAUGUCUCAACGACAGAAGAGCCCUCUCCUUUGGAUUCCAACCGAAAUCCGCCUACAUAUAUAUGGAUAUCUGCUCGAUGACGGCGGUAACCAGUGGCUUUCGAUUCGCAAUCGGCCGGACUCCAGAUACAAACAAUGGGAAGUUGAGGUUGGAAACCAAAAAACUGUUAUACCAAGGCGAUCCACAAAGUACCAUGUGAUAGAACGGACGUCCAUGUUCAGCCGGCGCUGUUUUGAAACCACCUACCACCUCGCCAGUGCGGAUGCCGAGUUCCACACCUCCAUACUCAGCGUCUGUCGUCUCAUUCACAACGAGACUUGCCAUAUGCUCUACGGCAAACAUAUGUUCGAGUUCGGGAAUCACAUCGAGGCUGUCGUGCCGUUUCUUCAAGACCGCUCACCGCACGCCCGGUCUCUCGUCACCGGCAUCUCCGUCUACAAACGGGGACCGCUUCCUUGUCUGGACUGCACCAGCGACAGACACGAAUGGUCAUAUUUGUGCCGUUAUUUGACCCAGUCAAGGUCCGUAAAGAAGCUGCGGCUCGUGGUAGAAGGUGGCAGGCCAGGGCAGCCGUGGGAGGGCGUGCAAGAGCUGAGCGAGGCCGAUAUCAGGCUGCUGAGCCUCAUCCAGCAUGAAAGCCUUCAAUGGAUCACAGAAUUGUCUCAGGUUAAAGGAAUCGAAGAGCUCGACGUCGUUUCGGAUGUGAAAUAUCUGCCUGUGCCCAAGUGUCCGGGCAUGAUUCUGUAUGCGGCUAUCUCUGCUUCCAUAGAAAAGGGACUGACGGACUUCUUUCGCACGGAGAUGGACACACUUGGGUAA
Molecule: messenger RNA, 1545 nt
Organism: Diaporthe amygdali
Lineage: Eukaryota; Fungi; Ascomycota; Sordariomycetes; Diaporthales; Diaporthaceae
Exons: 3
Coding region: 1-1545 (514 amino acids)
Source: RefSeq, a predicted model, not a curated record